This is a messenger RNA of Gopherus flavomarginatus (Mexican gopher tortoise), 3678 nucleotides long. RefSeq names its product gap junction protein beta 1 (gene GJB1). The record is from RefSeq and is a predicted model, not a curated record. Gene Ontology annotation, cellular component: connexin complex. Lineage: Eukaryota; Metazoa; Chordata; Testudines; Testudinidae. Gene Ontology annotation, biological process: cell communication. The transcript has 2 exons. The coding region runs from base 1655 to 2494 and encodes 279 amino acids.
AACUCCCCCCACACCUAAUCAGCCCCAUAGCUCCCCUACCCAACUGCCCUUCCAAACCACCUCUAAGCCAGUCACCCCACACACAGCACCCUCAAACCAACAGAGCCCCCCAACUUCUUCUGCCACCUUGUCCCUCUCAACCCCCUCCUGCCCCACGCCAAGUUGUCCCCCCAAGCCAUGUUGCCUGAAGGCUGGGAGCUGGGUCCUUAGCUGUGCUGGGGGUCGGUCGGGGGGAAGAGCCCAGUUGCCCCAGGAGCAAAGAACCCUGGCUCAGUGCCCAGCCUUCGAGCUGAGUUUGGAAGCUGCAUUUCUUGCUAUUCCCUCCUGGGCCAAACAAGAGUCUGGGUCCAGAGGUCACCUCGUGCCAGGGCAGGCAGGGACUGCAUAGGUUGGUUUUUGGCUCUCUGUUCAGCUGCAGAGACCUUGGAGCUGGGUGCAGGCCCCAGUGUCCGAGUUAAUCGGUUACAGCCUAUAUUUGCCUUUGCAGCUGUCCAUCGCAGGGUUGGACUUGUUGAAAUUCAGCGGCUCAGGGACGCUGGGAGGGCCUGGGCUGAGGCACUGAGGGCUGGGCGAUGUUUGGCCGUGCUGACCCCACCAGCCAUUGUCCUGGGGAGACAGGAGAGGCUCACGGUCUAGGGGGCCCUGCAGGGAAACUCGGGCUGCUGCAGCCCCUAGCUGGAGUUGGGUCCAGGCCCUCCCAUACUCUCCUGCAGGUGGGCCUGGCACUGCCAGCUCUGGGCUCCCCCCUGCCUGAGGAGUCCAAGCUCAGCAGUUAGUUCUGGUGCAGCUGCCCUCGCGGGGGGCCCGUGGCUAAUGGGCCCAGAGAAGGGCUGUGGCAGUCAGUGGGUGUGGGCCCAUCUGCAUGGCCCAGAUUGGGGAUCCUGCAGAAAGGCAGGGCUGGCAGCCAAAUGGCACAGCUGGACACACCUGAGGCUGUUUACCUGGAAAGUGAGCAAGGCUGGAUGGCGUCAGCCCCACUCCCUGGCUGAUUCCGAGGGCUGACCUGUGCGGCAGGGGAGGGCCAGUAUAAAGGUCCCAGCGCUGCUGAAGCACGGCACUUGCAAGAGGAUAAUUGCACAGUGCCCUACCUGUUCCUCGGUGCCAGCGGUGAGUCUAGGGCCCCUCUCCACAGCACGCGCUGCCUCAGCCUUCUCCAGAGGCUGGCCCCCAAUUCCCACCCCCUAGGAGCGGGGGCCCAGCACAGGGCUCCGGCUCACAGCUCUCCAUGCUGCCCCAAGAGCCCUAGGCAAGGGGUCCCGGAGGUAACCUUUCUAGCUGAGGGGUCUCCUUUCCACAGUUCAGCCCUCCCCUCCCUCAGGGCUGGAUGAGGGGUCUCUUCCCUCCCCUGUUCCUUCGCCAGCUGGAGGAGCAGUUUGGGUAGGCAGGGAGCAGAGGGUGAUGUUGGCCAGCUUUCUGCCAGGGAUGUGGGAGGAAAGGCACUUGCCCCCUGGGUGCCAGGGGCAAGGGGAUCCCAGGCAGAGUUAAAGGGGUUCUGCUGCCUUUCCAGGCUCUCAUUGUGGGGGUGAGCGUGGCUUCACCUGGACUCACCCACAAACAAGAGUACUUUCUGCUCCGUCUCCACCCCCCACCGGCUGCCCUGACCCAGGAGCUGUGGCUGCCCCACUCGUGAGCCAGGAGGCAUGCGUGAGGCACGAUGAAUUGGGCAGGCCUCUACACAGUGGUGAGCGGCGUGAACCGCCAUUCCACUGCCAUCGGCCGCAUCUGGCUUUCUGUCAUCUUCAUCUUCAGGAUCAUGGUGCUGGUGGUAGCAGCUGAGAGUGUCUGGGGGGACGAGAAAUCUGCCUUCACUUGCAACACACAGCAGCCAGGCUGCAACAGCGUCUGCUACGACCACUUCUUCCCCAUCUCACACGUGCGCCUGUGGGCUUUGCAGCUGAUCCUGGUUACCACACCCGCCCUGCUAGUGGCCAUGCACGUGGCCUACCAGCAGCACCAGGAGAAGAAGCUGCUGGUGCUGACGGGACACGGCGACCCCAAGCACCUGGAGGAGGUGAAGAAGCACAAGAUGCGCAUCUCGGGCUCUCUGUGGUGGACGUACAUCUGCAGCGUGAUAUUCCGACUCCUCUUCGAGGCCGUCUUCAUGUACAUCUUCUACAUGAUCUACCCUGGCUACCAGAUGAUCCGGCUGGUCAAGUGCGAGGCCUACCCAUGCCCCAACACCGUCGACUGCUUCAUCUCCCGGCCCACCGAGAAGACCAUCUUCACUGUCUUCAUGCUGGCCACCUCGGGCAUCUGCAUCAUCCUCAACAUGGCUGAGCUGGUGUACCUGGUGGUGCGGGCCUGUUCCCGGCGGGCCCAGCAGGACUCCAACCCCCCGUCGGGGAAGAGCUCCUCAUACGGCCACAAGCUCUCCACCGAGUACAAGCAGAACGAGAUCAACCAGCUGCUGACGGAGCAGGACAGCUCCCUUAAGGACAUGCUGCGCCGCAACCCUGGGCUGCAGGAGAAGAGCGAUCGCUGCUCCGCCUGCUAGAGGCACCAGCCCCACUGGGCGGGGGCUCUGCCACCGCACACAAGGCCCUUACCCCUCCACUGGGAGCCAUGGGGGGCAGGCUCUGGAGGGAGACGAAGAGUAUUGAACGGAGCCUGUUGGUACACUCAUGACUGCCUGAGCUCCGGCCCUAGGACACUGCCAGCUUGUGCACAGGUGUCGUGCCGAGCCCUUCACCCCGCACUGCCAUGGGCCCACGGCCGUGCACAAGCCCAGUCAUUUUCAUACCCUGAAACCCGUUAGAAAGGCUAGUGUGGCUGCAGAGCUCUUGGAAUUUGCCUUAAUUCACUGAGUGAUGUCCCUCAAGCCCCACCAGUGCCCCCAACAGAGACUCUGUCUCCUGCAGGGAAAGGAGCCAUCCUCACUGGUGGGCCCAGUCCCCAGGGGCUGCUGAGACAGAGGACACCAGGUGUGGCCUGGCAAUUGGAGUGUCAGAAAUGUCGGCCAUUAAAGCUGUGUUUUCAGGAGCUGCCUCUCUCCCUUUGUCACCUGGGGUUUGGUGAAGGGUCAGGAUCCCCAGGGUGGCAGGACUGCAGACCGCCCCCAAACCCUGCCAGGUCAGCCCACUGGGCCAGCUCCUUCCUGUCCUGCUGAGGGCUGGGCCAAGCACAGACUGAACAGGGAGCUGCAUCCUCCCCAGAUGCCUGCCAAACCCUCCGGGCAUCCCACGGCAGCCAGGCCCUUCCCCUCUGUCCUGCAUGGCAAUGUGGUAUCCGGGGGCUGCUCGGACCCUGCCCAGCCCCGCAGUGCUGCCAGAAGGCAUGCAGACCGCCCAGGUUCUGUGAGAAUACUGUGAGUGUCCAUCUGUCCUGGGCUCACAGCUCCUUGGACAGCGUGGGAAGCCUUUUCAGCAGCAUGUGCAGCAAGACAGCUUUCUCCCCCAGGGCCGGACCCCAUCUUGCUGCACAUGUAAGUCCCAGACCCCUGUGCCCCCCCUGCCCCUGCUGGAUGGGGCACACUCACAGGCCAGAGACCACUUCAAAGCCCAGCUCCGUGACAUACCAGGGCACAUCAUGGGACCCUCUCAGAAGUGGGGGAGGGCGCUGCUCUGUGCUAGCCUGGGUUGAGGGCUCAGCAGGAUGGGCUGUUACCUGCUAGCCCAGGGCUCAGCAGAGGGGGCUGCUCCCUUCUGGUCCGGGGCUGCAGUGGGGGGGGGCAGGGGCUCA